AUUGAAAGUUCAUAGAAGCUAAUCACUACCAUCAAGAACAAAUCCAAUAUCAUAAAUAUUAAACACAUUAUUAAUCUUUUUUAUCUUUUGCUAACUACCAUUCUAAAGAUUUAUAUUAUACACAAUGUCUUUGAAGAUAGCAGCUGAAAAUUGGCAAAAACCAUCAUCAAAGAAGGUUGAAGAGGCAGUGAUAGUGAUAAGAAGUUAUGAUGAAGAGAAACACAAAGUGGGAGUAGAAAAAUUGGAGAGGCUUUGUGAGGUUGGACAAAGAGGAAAACCUUCUCUUGUUACUGACCUAUUGGGUGAUCCUAUAUGUAGAAUUCGUCACUUUCAAUUACAUGUUAUGCUGGUUGCAGAAUAUGAAGAAGAAGGAGAAGUUGCUGGAGUGAUAAGGGGUUGUGUGAAAACAGUUACAAGAGGGAAUUCAGCUUAUGUAAAACUAGCUUAUGUUUUAGGACUUAGAGUCUCUCCCAAACACAGGAGAUUUGGCAUUGGCACAAAAUUAGUUGAACAUUUAGAAGAGUGGUGCAAGCAAAAAGGGGCUAAGUAUGCAUAUAUGGCAACUGAUUGUACAAAUGAGCCAUCCAUCAAUCUGUUCACAAAAAAAUGUGAAUACUCAAAAUUCAGGACUCUAACAAUGCUAGUACAGCCUGUUCAUGCUCACUACAAGCCAAUCAACACAAACAUUGCCGUCCUUCGCCUACCACCGCGCUUAGCCGGGACGACAUACAACCAUAUGUUUGCCAAUGCAGAAUUUUUCCCAAGAGACAUAGACUUGAUUUUGUCUAACAAACUUAAUUUGGGCACAUUUAUGGCCAUCCCUAAAAAAGACCUAACAAAAUGUGAUCCAAAAAAUGGUAUUUUCCCUCCAAGCUAUGCAGUAUUAAGUGUGUGGAACACAAAAGAAGUGUUCAAAUUGCAAGUUAAAGGAGCUUCAACAUUUGUACAUGCAUGUUGUGUAGGUACAAGAUUAUUAGAUGAAUGUAUGCCAUGGCUAAGGUUACCUUCAUUUCCUAAUGUUUUUAGGCCAUUUGGGAUUUAUGUAAUGUAUGGAUUACACAUGGAGGGUAAAUAUGGAAAACAACUUAUGAAGUCAUUAUGUGGAUUUGUACAUAAUAUGGCUAGAGAUGAUGGUGGUUGUGGGGCCAUUGUGACUGAAGUGAGUCAAAGGGACCCAGUUAGAGAAGUGAUCCCACAUUGGAGGAAAUUAUCUUGGGCUGAGGACAUGUGGUGCAUUAAGAGUCUUGAACACAUGAAGAAGGAUGAUAGUAUCAAUGAAAAAUGUGGACCCUCAGAUUGGUUCAAUUAUAGAUCUUCUUCAUCAGUAAUUUUUGUUGAUCCUCGUGAUUUUUAACACUAGCUUAUGUCAUUUUAUUUUAUGUGUAUGUAUAUCUAUAUCUGUAGAGAGAAAGAGGGUCUUGGUUGCUACUAAUUACUAAUUUGGAAUGAUAUUGUAAAGUA
Medicago truncatula (barrel medic) is the source of this 1461-nucleotide messenger RNA. Its product is annotated as probable N-acetyltransferase HLS1. NCBI's taxonomy places the organism in Eukaryota, Viridiplantae, Streptophyta, Magnoliopsida, Fabales, Fabaceae. The coding region runs from base 125 to 1354 and encodes 409 amino acids. The record is from RefSeq and is a predicted model, not a curated record. Gene Ontology annotation, molecular function: acyltransferase activity, transferring groups other than amino-acyl groups. The transcript has 3 exons.